This is a messenger RNA of Paramuricea clavata, 732 nucleotides long. The record is from the annotation of a GenBank genome assembly. NCBI's taxonomy places the organism in Eukaryota, Metazoa, Cnidaria, Anthozoa, Malacalcyonacea, Plexauridae.
UUAAACCGAGGAAAGUGUACAUUCCUCGAAGAUAAGCUGGAAUUUUUCGGACAGAUAUUUUCCAGAGAAGGCACACGACCUGACCCGAAACGGGUAAACGACUUACUCAAUGCUCCCCAGCCUUCUAGUGUUUCUGAAGUGCGUAGUUUAUUAGGCAUGGCUAACUACAGUAGCAAAUAUAUUCGUGACUUUGCGACUUUAACUGCCCCACUUAGAGAACUGACGAAAAAGAAUGCACGAUUUACAUGGUUGCCAAAACAUCAAGCAUGUUUUGACAAAUUGAAAGCAACCUUAGCAUCAGCACCAUGUAUGUCAUACUUUGCUAAAGACAAAGAGACACUGGUCAUUGUAGAUGCUAGUCCCGUGGGCAUCUCAGCAAUUCUAUCACAACAGGAACCAGGUACGAAUGAUCCUAAAAUUGUUGCAUAUGCAAGCAGAUCCUUAACAGACACAGAAACACGUUAUUCACAAACAGAAAAGGAAGCUUUAGCAAUAAUUUGGUCUGUCGAACAUUUUCAUUUGUUUUUAUAUGGUAGCCAAUUCACUCUAGUUACAGAUCACAAACCGUUAGAAGUGAUUUAUGGAAGUCGAAAGGCGAAAGCUUCAGCAAGAAUCGAGCGCUGGAUCCUUCGACUUCAGCCAUACUCGUACUCGUACCCAAAUAACAUCCUUCUUUGUUGGAUGUUAUUUAGGCUCCUCGUCAAGAAAUUGCUUGCAGUCGAAAGCAAGUAG